Molecule: messenger RNA, 2123 nt
Organism: Selaginella moellendorffii
Lineage: Eukaryota; Viridiplantae; Streptophyta; Lycopodiopsida; Selaginellales; Selaginellaceae
Product: histone-lysine N-methyltransferase ASHR1
Exons: 16
Coding region: 12-2051 (679 amino acids)
Molecular function (GO): protein binding
Source: RefSeq, a predicted model, not a curated record
AAGAUUUUUGAAUGGAGCGCCUACGAGCAAGGGUUCCAGGGCCACUAUUGGAACGCAUCGAGCGCAGCAAAGAGGCGGAAAUCGCGUCUACAGCAGCCGCGCUUGCCGCAUUUCUCGAUCGCGAUCCAGUCUUUCGUCAUGCAUUGGACCGGCUUUUGCAGCCGACUACGUGUGGCAAGGAUUACGAAUCGGCUGCGAAGUACAAGGCAGAUGGAAACAGAGCAUUUCAGCAGCGGAAUUACAAACAAGCAAUACAAGACUACACAAAGGCAUUGAAGCUUAUGCCUUGGAAUUCCGCAUCGUGCAAUGAUUUGGCGACUAUAUUUUCGAACCGUGCGACAAGCUUUCAUAAAUCGGGCUUAAAAAUGGAAGGUAUAAGGGAUUGUGGCCGAGCAAUUGCGCUGAACGAAUCAUAUGCAAAAGCAUGGUACAGGAGAGGACUUAUCAAGGCCGAUUUGUGUGACUACCAAGGAGCUGUCCUGGACAUGGAAGCUGCUCAUACUCGCGAGUGUUCGGUGAGCGGCAAAAAGCAAGUAGAGGUUGAGCUCCUCCAAGUUCGUCAAAAGCUUAAGCUAGCCUCACCACAGGCGCAAAGAGAUUUAAGCACAUCUUUGAAGGCUGGUAUUUCGGCUCAGACGGCGAUGUAUUGGAGCGCUGAUAAGCAGUGGGGACUGAGAACAACAUCGGAAGUUCAGGCUGGCACGCUCGUUCAUUCGGAAGAAGCUUUAGCAGGGAUCUUGUUGAAAAAACAUCGUCCUACACAUUGUCAUGGCUGUUUCGGUGUGGUACCAGCAGAUUCUGUUCCCUGUAUCGGAUGUGGAGUUGUAUCAUAUUGUAACGAUGCUUGUCGUGAUGAUGCAACAGUGGAGCAUAAAUUGGAAUGUGGAGGCAGUGGAUGGGCUGCUGCUCUUCCCGAAGAGGGUGUUCUUGCUGCUAGAAUCUUAGUCACUAAUUUACAGUGCGAGGUUGAUCUCUGCCACCAUUAUAACGAUCUUCCAUCUCAAACUAAAGUUGAGCUCUAUCUCCUGGCUGCUACUCUAGCAAAGUGCCUGAAGGCCUCUUGGUUGGCGUUUUCUUUUGAAGAUCUUCUCGCCAAGCUUGUUCUUUUGCUUGCAAUGCUUCGAUUCAAUGCGAUGGGAAUCAUACACAUCUAUUCAUCAGAUGAGACUGGUAGUUCGUCGGGAGCGCACAUCUGUGGGAUUGAGCAUGUGGUGGUUGCUCAAGCUCUUUUUGUGCGUGGUAGCAAGUUCAAUCAUUCUUGUAGCCCCAACGUCCAUGUCUCAUAUGUCAAGCGCACCUUACGUGCUCAUUGUACCGAGGCGCUUCCAGCUUUUUGUCCGCUCGAGAUAAGCUAUGGCGUUCAAGUCGGAGAAUCUGAAAAGUCACAGAGAAAGAUAUGGCUAAGAGAUCACUACCUUUUUGAAUGCUCCUGCGAGCCCUGCCGGCUGGGUUUAGUGUCGGACUUGCUCCAUAUCGCAUACUACUGUUGUCAACCUGGCUGUCAAGGCAUUGUGCUGGAUCCAGACGCUUCCGACGAGGAUAUACUUCUGCCUGGAGGUUCUGGCACAGUGAGGUUUCUUAUCGAGCAUUGCAACAUUCUGCCGCAGGAUAUAAACAAGGAUUCACCCCAGUUUAUUCUGCCUGCUAAACGAUGCUUGACAUGUAAAGCGGUUAGAAGUUUGAAAGAUGAUGGCAGAAAGAACUGGAGGAUCUUCAAAUUUGCGGCAGCCAACGGUAGAAAGUGCUUCCAUCCAUUCAACAAGCAGUUGGCUCAGAUGGAAGACAUAGUGGCAAGACUAUAUUGUGAAGCAGGACAGCAGCCUGCAGCCGCUAUAGUUCACGCACGAAGGUCAAUAGAGAUUCUUGAACGCAUAUACGGGAAAGAUCACAUUGCAAUGGCAUAUGAACGUCUGAAGCUCGCAUCUAUUGCAGGGAUCACAGGAGCCGCAAGGGAAUGCUUAGCAAUGGCAGAGAGAACAUUCAGUUUCUAUUAUGGCUUUGACUACGGAGCAGUAUUUCCUGAUCUAAAACGGUUGACGAGUUUAGAAUGAACAGUGGAAAAGUAUGACAUUGUAAGGCUACUACGUAAUAAGGGCAACCACAAACGUUUAUCUGAGUCUGUC